AUGAGGUUUUCCAACUCUCUAGUCAGCCUCGCGGCUGUCGUACCCGUCGCGCUCGCAUCGAUACCUUAUUCGCAAUACAUCCUCGCGCCCAAAUCACGAACCCUCCACCCCGUCUCUGUGCACAGCACAAACGGGUCUGUCACGCACCCCGAGAGUCUUACCAGCGCAAAUGGCAGUUCCGUCUUCACCGGCGAAGCAGCAACAGCGUACGACUUCGGUAUCAACAUUGCGGGUCUCGUCACCGUAACGAUCGGCUCUGUCAACUCGUCGUCCUCCGAAUACAUCGGCGUCACCUUCUCCGAAAGUUCGUUAUGGGUCAGCAACCGGAGCAGCGAUGCGACGGCCGAUGCGGGCAAAGACGAGACGCUCUGGUUCCAUGUCAAUGGUACGGGACGGUACACAGCCCCGAAGGAGAAGGUGAGGGGUGGGUUUAGGUACAUGACGUUGGUGCAUAAUGGUACGGGGAGUGUCGAGGUGACGGGCGCGGAGGUGCAUUAUACUGCUAUGCCGCAUUGGGAGGAGGAUGCGUUGGGGAAUUAUACGGGGUAUUUCCAUUGCGACGAUGAGCUGCUCAAUCGCGUAUGGUAUGCCGGAGCGUAUACGAACCAGAUCUGUACUAUCGAGCCAGAUACCGGCAAUGCGCUUGUUCAUCUGCGCGAAGAAGGCUUCUCGAGUGAGGACGACCAGUCGCCGGUUAACGUUACUUGGUACAACAACUAUACCAUUACUAGUGGUAAGAGUGCGCUGGUUGAUGGUGCAAAGAGGGAUAGACUUGUUUGGGCUGGCGACAUGGCGAUAGCAGUUCCUGGUGUCGUGGUAUCGACGAACGAUGUCAUCUCCAUUGAGAAUGCAUUGGACUCGCUCUUCGCGGUACAGAACGCGUCGAAUGGUCUACUCCCAUAUGCUGGAAGGCCUUUCCCUCCUCAGGCAAUAUCGUUCACGUACCACCUUUACACUCUGAUUGGUGUCGCUGAUCACUUCCUUUAUACUGGCGACAUGGACUACCUCAAAUCUCUAUGGGACAAGUAUAAAUUCGCCCUCUCCUUCUCCCUCUCCAACAUUGACUCUAGCGGCCUCAUGAACGUGACUGCGCCCAACGACUGGCUCCGUUUCGGCAUGGGCGGCCACAAUAUCGAGGCAAACGCCAUCCUCUACUACACCAUCAAUCAGGGCAUCUACCUCGCCUCAGCUCUAAACGACACAGCCAACAUCUCUUCCUGGCAAGAAACUGCUGAUGGUAUCAAGACCGCCGCCAACGAACUCCUCUGGGACGAACAAGAGGGCAUGUACCGCGACAAUGAAACGACAACGCUCAUGCCCCAAGACGGAAACGCCUGGGCCGUCGUCGCAAACCUCACGAUGAACAGCACGCAAACGAGUAUGAUCUCACAAAAUUUGGUCUCGCGAUGGACUCCGUACGGCGCUCCUGCCCCAGAAGCCGCAGACGCCAUCUCACCUUUCAUCUCCGGUUUCGAACUGCAAUCCCAUUUCCUCGCGCAGAACACUACCGCAGCAUUGGAGUUGAUGCGUCUACAAUGGGGCUUCAUGCUCGACGACCCCCGCAUGACAAACUCAACCUUCAUCGAAGGAUACAGCACGACUGGCGAACUUCACUACGCGCCCUACAACAACGACGCGCGCAUCAGCCACGCGCACGGAUGGGCAACAGGACCAACAUCCAGCCUCACACAAUACGUAGCCGGUGUACAAUUACUUACCGCUGGCGGAGCAACAUGGCGCAUUGCGCCUUCACUCGGUGAUCUCAAGUUUGCGGAUGCAGGCUUCAGGACGAGUUUGGGUUUCUUCGGCGCGAGGACGCAGGUAUUGGAUGAUAGCAUAAUGUUGGACUUUGAGGCGCCGGAGGGGACAGUGGGAGAGGUUAGGAUACCGGUGCUGGAAUGUGCGGGACGGGUGGUUAUGAGUGGAAUGGAGGGGCUGAGUGGAGAUGUUGUUGUUGAGGUUAUGGCUGGGCAGGGGGAUGUGGAUGUCAAGGACGUCAAGGGUGGGAGGUGGACGGCUACUUUUAGGUGUAAUUGA
Alternaria arbusti is the source of this 2037-nucleotide messenger RNA. RefSeq lists its product as uncharacterized. Gene Ontology annotation, biological process: carbohydrate metabolic process. The transcript is spliced from 4 exons. The record is from RefSeq and is a predicted model, not a curated record. The coding region runs from base 1 to 2037 and encodes 678 amino acids. NCBI's taxonomy places the organism in Eukaryota, Fungi, Ascomycota, Dothideomycetes, Pleosporales, Pleosporaceae.